Morone saxatilis (striped sea-bass) is the source of this 3265-nucleotide messenger RNA. It is a transcript of the gene oxr1a, whose product is annotated as oxidation resistance 1a. The record is from RefSeq and is a predicted model, not a curated record. Lineage: Eukaryota; Metazoa; Chordata; Actinopteri; Moronidae. Gene Ontology annotation, cellular component: nucleus. Gene Ontology annotation, biological process: response to oxidative stress.
GACUCCGCAUGUCUGCCUCUGUGUACAUUCCCGCGUUGGUGCACGCCUGAUGAAGAAACACUACUAAUACUAACAAAAAAAAACCCGAAUCUCUCCGAAGCGGCUCCUCGCAGUGCGUCCCUCUGAAAGUGUGUGUGUGUGUGCGUGCUUCCUGCAGGUUUGAAAAGUCAACAUCAAGCCUUGACCUCCCGAAGCCUCUGAGCAGGAGAAAGAAGGCGCUGCCAAGAUGUUCAGCACCAAAAGACUGAAGAAGAAGUCUCAGUCGGUGGAUAUUGCCAGUCAAGGUUUCUCCCCGACACUGGUGCCAGCCUCGCCCCUCAACAAGGCUGCACCACCUGUUGCCAAGACAACCACCGUCCUUGCCGUGCAGGAAAACAACACUAACAACGCCCAGCGCCGCAGCCCCCGGUGUGGCGAGCUGAAGAGAGGCUACACCAUAGAUACCGGCCAGAAGAAGACUCCAGAGAAGAAGGAUGGGAGACGCAUGUCGUUUCAGAGACCCAAAGGGACCAUUGAAUAUUCUGUGGAAUCGCGGGACACGUUGAACAGCAUUGCGCUCAAGUUUGACACCACACCCAACGAACUGGUUCAGCUGAACAAGCUAUUCUCCAGAGCAGUGGUGCCUGGCCAGGUACUGUACGUUCCUGAUCCCGAGUACGUCUCCAGUGUCGGGAGCUCCCCUUCCCUCAGUCCCAUCAGCCCCCUGUCUCCCACCUCCUCAGAAGCUGAUUUAGAGAAGGUGACGGGUGCGGUGAGCGGGGUGUUGCUGGUGACACCCAACAACAUCAUGUUCGACCCUCACCGGAUGGACCCCCUGGUUCAGGCCCACGGGUGCGAGGAGUACGGCAUCAUGUGUCCUCUGGAGGAGGUGCAGUCUACCGCCAUCUACAAGGAGAUCACUGACCCCAAGAUCAGAGAGGAUGUGCCAGAUGACCUGGAGCCUCUUCCAGUUGAGAGACACCCCUCCCAGCAGAAGGACCCAGAGCAGCGCCUGAGGGAGCCAGGGGCCAGCGACAGCGGCAGCACCGCCCCACGCAGCACCGAGGGGUCCAUCUCCGAAGACGUCUUCACCGAGCCGGAGCUGUCCCCCAUCCGGGAGGAAGAGCAAGCGUCUAAUGAGGACCUGCGCCUGGACAAGUCCUCUGGCGCUUUCACAGAGUCUGUGCAAACCGUCACCCAGGUGGAGGCCACCGGUGCUGUCUCCCAGGCCCCAGGCAGUGCCCGCGGCUCAGUCAGCCAGCCGGAGGGGCCCGCCGCGGCCAAAGCAGAGGACAAUCCACCAGACACUGCCACAGAAAAUGAUAGCCAGUCCCCCAUGGGAUCCAAGCAGCACAGUGUAGAGAAGCCACCAAGCACACCCACUACCACCAGCAGCAGCACUAGCCAGGCCCAGGGUCCCAGCAGCAGCACCUCUCGUCCAGGGUCCCAAAGCUCAGCCACCCCUGGUGCCACAGACACCACCUCCGUCUCAGCCAGUCCACAGGGGGAUGCCAAUGAGGGGACAGAUGUCUUCAAAACGGACACUAUGCAACAAGGCAAGGGGGAAAAGGAGAAUGUAGAACAGACACAAAAGGAAGGCAUGCUGAACUCUGCAGAGGGUACAGUGUCGGGAGAGAGGCGGAAGCACCGCUCUCACAAGUUUCUGUGUUUGCGGGUGGGGAAGCCCAUGAAGAAGACGUUCGUUUCCAACGCCAGCGCCUCCAUGCAGCAGUACGCCCAGCAGGGCAAGAAGCAUGAGUACUGGUUUGCUGUCCCGCAAGAGAGGUCAGACCACCUGUACGUGUUCUUCAUGCAGUGGAGCCCGGACAUGUACGGUGAGGGGGUCAGGGGGAUGGGACAAGAGCCUGGAUUUAUGGUUGUCAAGAAGAAUGAGGUGUCAGAAACAGCUGAGGAUGAGCCCAUCACUGACCUCAAUGUUAAGGAAUGGGAGGUAGUGUCUCUGACGGAGUACCACCGUCGGAUUGAUGCGCUAAAAAGUGAAGAUCUGCGCUCGCUCUGCAAACGACUCCAGAUCACCACCAAGGAAGAGGUGAACUCCAAGCAUGGUGCAUCCAUCAAGACAGAGCUGGAGCCAGAAACAUUCAAACCCAACCUCAGAGAAGCCAGUGAUCUCCUGGAGGCUGAUCAGAUAGAGAAGCUUGCCAGGAAUCUCCCACCACGGACCAUUGGGUACCCUUGGACGCUGGCUUUUGGCACAUCAAAGCAUGGCAUGAGCAUUAAGUCGCUGUACAGAGCCAUGCAGGGCCAGGACACCCCUGUGCUCAUGGUUAUAAAGGACAGCGAUGGCCAGGUGUUUGGUGCGUUGGCAUCUGAGCCCUUUAAAGUCAGCGAUGGCUUUUAUGGCACAGGAGAGACCUUCCUCUUCACCUUCAAUCCAGAGUUUGAGGUGUACAAAUGGACAGGUGACAAUAUGUUCUUCAUCAAAGGAGAUAUGGACUCCUUAGCUUUUGGUGGAGGAAGCGGUGAGUUCGGCCUGUGGCUGGAUGGAGACCUCUACCACGGCAGGAGUCACUCCUGUAAAACAUUUGGGAACCCCAUGCUCUCAAAAAAGGAGGAUUUCUAUGUGCAGGACAUAGAGAUCUGGGCUUUUGAGUAACAAAACAGUGCACCACAGGGAAAAAAACAAGUCCUACAAAGGGCAGGCGGAGGAGUCUUCCUCCUUUAGAACAAUGGCAACGUCCCAAACUUAACUGCACAUCACCAGGGCUCCCCAGGCCGGAAGCCAGCUAUCGGAUGCUUGUUGUGCGUUACUACUGCAGUUAUUACGGAGCUUUUUUUUCUUUGUGAAAAAUUACCUUUGUGUGUAUCUUGUUACAGCCUUGUGCAGCGUCUUUGCAGAUUAGGGGGAGUGUGUAAAAGUGGUGAAAAUGAUGGUAAGAUGAGGGUGUAUCUGGGGGAUGAGGAGAGGGGAAGCAGGGAAGGGACCGUCAAGGCUUGGAAGAGGAAAAGGACCAUCGGAGCUCCUCUCACCUGAGAGGCGGCGAAGAUGAUGGCGGCCGAGGCUUGGGACUGCUGCUGCUGCUGCGAGAACAGAGAAGUGCCCCACUGGUCCAGAUUGUGUAUCUGAACUUUACAGAACCUCAAGGAGCACCCUCUCAGACCCCCCUAGAACUUUGUUCAUUCGGUAGGAUGUUAUUCACUGUGCUGUCUUGACGGAGAGAGACCCAGUUAGAGGAAUAAUAAACAAGACAAAAGCUGAACACAUUCCAUUACUCUUGGUGAUGGUGGAGUGUCAUAAUAAAGUUGUGAUUUGUGGUUUAAAAAA